AUAGCAGCAGAAAUCAACAGGGAGGGUGAGGCGGUGUGGCCGCCCUCCGCCUCGGUCGGAGUGCCCGCCCGCCAGAGCGGGGUGCCCGUCAUGAGCGUGCCCGAGGUGGAGACGCUCGUGUCCCAGAGGUACGAGAUCAAGAAGCGCCUGGGCAAAGGGGCUUAUGGCAUUGUAUGGAAAGCAAUCGACCGCAGGACAGGAGAAAUAGUUGCUGUUAAAAAGAUUUUUGAUGCUUUCAGGAACAGAACAGAUGCUCAGAGAACGUUUCGAGAGAUUAUGUUCCUGCAGGAAUUUGGAGAACAUCCAAAUAUCAUCAAGCUGCUUGAUGUUAUCCGAGCUCAGAACGACAAGGAUAUCUACCUCAUCUUUGAGUCCAUGGAGACAGAUUUACAUGCUGUGAUUAAGAAGGGGAAUUUGCUGAAAGAUAUCCACAAGUGUUACAUUCUCUACCAACUCCUGAAGGCAACUAAAUUCAUCCACUCGGGAAAUGUUAUUCACAGAGAUCAGAAGCCUUCAAAUAUCUUGCUGGAUGCAGACUGCUUUGUUAAACUUUGUGAUUUUGGGCUGGCCCGUUCUUUAUGUCAGAUGAAUGAGGAUCAAGGCAACCCUGCUCUAACGGAAUAUGUGGCAACACGCUGGUACCGAGCCCCUGAGAUCUUACUUUCCUCUCAGAGUUACACUAAAGGUGUAGACAUGUGGAGCAUUGGCUGUAUUCUGGGAGAGCUGCUACUUGGGAAACCUCUUUUUCCCGGAACAUCAACAGUAAAUCAAAUAGAGCAGAUCUUGAGGGUCAUUCCUGCCCCAUCCCCAGAAGAUAUUUUGGCUAUGCAGUCAGAUUAUAAGGCCUCGGUUAUUAACCGCAUGAUUUCCCGGCAGCGAGUAACAUUUGAGGAGAUUUUACCAUCCUCUACUCCAUUGCCUGCCUUGGAUCUUCUGAAGAAACUUUUAGUAUUUAACCCUGAUAAACGACUCACAGCAGAAGAGGCUCUGCAUCAUCCUUACGUGAAAAGGUUUCACUGUCCUGCCAGGGAGCCCUCUCUGGAUUAUGAUGUGAUUCUUCCUUUAGGUGAUGAUAUCCAGCUGUCUGUGGCAGAAUAUCGAAAUAAAUUAUAUGAGAUGAUCCUUGAAAAGAAAUUAAAUAGUCAUCCAAAGGAGCAAGUGCGAGGAGAAAACGUUCAGCCAUGUCUGCCUGAAUCUAGGCCACUUCUUCCAGAUUCCAGUUCUGUGACUUCACCUAGCAGGAAAGGCCAGAGAGAACCUGCACCUUCUCUUCCAAAAACUUCACGUGUGCAUGCUACAACUACAACUAGUGUCCAGCCAGAAGUAUCCAGCCAGACUGAAGAUUUAGCAAGAACUUUAUGUCAGAGAUCAAAGAUCAAUGUGAUAUACAAUCCUAUAACACACACUGCUGUUCAAAGUAAUGCAAAUUCUGAUGCUGUGAUCAAGAACUGUUCUGCACCACCUUCUCAACAGGCCAGACUCUCCAACAAUAGGAAACUGGGAAGACAAUUCACAUGGGCAAAUGCAAAUGCUCAGUUACCUCCUACAAGUGUACAGAACCUUUAUAAUAAUCCAAGAAAUACUCAGUUUCACAGCAAAGAUGUACAUCCCCUUCUAAAGUCCAGUAAAAAGAUGUUCCAGAUUACUAGAAAUAUGGGAGCUGCUGGUGAUCCGAAAGCAUCAAUGGGCAGUUACUCCCAGGCCUAUGGAACCAUAUGUAAAUCUGCACUGCAGAGUCUUCCAAUAUCAAAGUCCUCCCAACAACAUGAGCAGUGAAUAUGGAAGUGUUCUAACCAGAACUCUGAGACUACAGUUACAGAGGGGAUUCGGGCACUAGAUUCCAACAGUGAGUACCACUGCCACGGAUAGAGUAUCCAUUUUAUCUUUUAGUACCUAAACACCAAAGGCUAGUUAAGUAAAAAAAAUAGUACAUUCACUUCUGGUACCAAGUUUGGUCACUUCAGUCUGGUAAUAAUACUAGGGAGCUGGGAAUGCAGCUCACAGGGGAGUCUGGGUUUAUUCUGCUAUAUUCACAAAAUACGCAUUUGUUGUCUGUUUUGGGUACAGGUAAAUACAGACAAUGGCAAUGACACAGUGAGCAUGUUGUGUAGGCAGUGCUCUACAUAGCAUGUUGGCUCGUGUGUCUUAAGAUGCCAGUUCUCAUGCACAGAAAAGGGAGCCUACUGCUUAAUUCAGGAUUGUGACUUCCACUGAAAGCCUAGCACCUAGGAAUUUGACAAUACAAUGUGACAUCUAAGAUCCUCUGUGAACCUAGUCUCAGACUGAGAGGUGCUGGGCUAUAACACUUUCUAUUCUUAAACUGGCUUUUGUUAUUACUAAGUGACUUAGUUAUUCUGCAAUAUUUGUAUAUACCUAUAACAUCUGGUAAUCACCAAAUCACUAAAAGACAUGAGUCAUUCUAGUUCUCAUCACGAACGUACUUUUACACUGAACGCACCAUACUGAGCAAGAUAAAAUUCUAAAAAUCUAAACAAAUACAGCAAAAUUCCAAAAUGUUAAUGUAAUCUGUGACUAUAGAAAUAAUUAUAUUUCUAACUUGUCUGUUACGUAAUGAUGCUGGAGCAGGUAGGUUUGUGAAAGGCUUGGGAGGUAUGGAAUGAUUGGAGUAAGAAUUACACAAAAUAGGGCUACCAUAUAUAUAACAGACUAUAUAGUCUAUCUUCCUCCCUAGGGUAGAAUAAUGUCAACCUGUAUCAUAUGGCAGAGAACAACUGUAUUGAUCAUUACAGUUCAUUUUCGGGCCCACCAAUAACUGGAUUUGAUUCAUUACUAAGAGCAGACAAAAUAAGUAUACAUUCAGCAUUCAUUUAUGCAUUUGUAUGUCUGCAACAGAUUAUGGGUUAAAUCUGAAAUGGUAUACAUUUAUACAAUAUGGAGUAACCAUAAGAAAUCCAUUGCUUUUUUUUUUUUUUUUCUAAUUUUGGUUGCUGCUUCUUUCUUUUUUCUUUCUUUCCUUUCUUAACUUUAUUUCUAGGUUUACCUCCUUAUGUUAAAAUAAUUCCUCUUGAUUCUUGCAGAUUUUUACCACCAUCUGUAUUAAUAUGGAAACAGCUUAAAUUUUUUUUCAGAUCAGACAGUCUGUCUUUCCACACAUUCAUUUCCCAAGGUUUUCAACAAAUAGUAAAAUAAUCAUUAAUUGUUACAGAUAUGUAAAUAAUAUAAAGCCUGAUAACUUAUAUAAUGCCUGCUGCCAUGGGAGCUGGCAUCCUAAAAAAAGGCUAAAGUUUUAAAGACUCUACUAAAGUUACCUUAAGGAACUGAUGCAGCCUCUUGUCUCCAUCUGUCAGCCACGUACCUGAACUCGUUUGCUAAGCUUGCGGCUGGUGUCACAAAGUGGGUAAUCAUGAAACCCAAGCUAAUGGAAACGGGAAAUUCAGAAGCCUAGUUCCAUGUGAGAGCAUUUUUCCCUGUCAUCUCUUUAGGCUAUGGCACUAAGAUCAGGAAAAUAAAAAAACCCACACCAAUUUAGCAAUCCUGCUAGAUGCCAAGCAGAGACAGUCCAAGAUGAGGGAAGAAAACCUAAGAGCUAAGUGACUAAACACUAUGUACAGCAUUUUCACGAUAGCCUCUCUGUCUACCCUCUGUCCUGCAAGACACUAAAACACAACAGUGUGCACCUACAGGCUAAUCUGGACUGUUUUAAAGCUGCAUGGUUAAGCUUGAUACCAAACUACUACAGGAAAGUUACAUGAGAUAAACCACCUCUGAGCUUGAAAAUUCCAGCAGCCUUAUUCCUUCCAUUGUUAGGAAUCCCUUCCUUCCUUGUCUUCACAUGGAUGUGCCAACAAAUGAAUGUCCCCCUCCUCCCCCCAGUCACUCUGGAUUGGGAGUUACAUUGUCAAGGAAGUUACUACUUUGCCAAGACAACAUUUUAGAUGCUUAAUUAAACUCCCAACUCAGAUGAACAGCAGGCCUAAACCCAGGUCUUUCUCCAUUAAUAGCAUGUCAAUGUCCUUUUUAUGGCCUUUCAGCUGCUGCUUUCAGCU
Tyto alba (common barn owl) is the source of this 4007-nucleotide messenger RNA. RefSeq names its product mitogen-activated protein kinase 15 (gene MAPK15). Gene Ontology annotation, biological process: protein phosphorylation; intracellular signal transduction. Gene Ontology annotation, molecular function: ATP binding; MAP kinase activity. NCBI's taxonomy places the organism in Eukaryota, Metazoa, Chordata, Aves, Strigiformes, Tytonidae. Gene Ontology annotation, cellular component: cytoplasm; nucleus. Bases 91 to 1776 code for a protein of 561 amino acids. The record is from RefSeq and is a predicted model, not a curated record. The transcript has 14 exons.